Caenorhabditis briggsae is the source of this 870-nucleotide messenger RNA. The record is from RefSeq and is a predicted model, not a curated record. The transcript has 4 exons. Bases 1 to 870 code for a protein of 289 amino acids. Lineage: Eukaryota; Metazoa; Nematoda; Chromadorea; Rhabditida; Rhabditidae.
AUGUUGCUUACCAAACUUCUCGUUAUUGCAAAACUAUUUGGAGUUGUGUUUACAAUCCGAUGCUUUAGUGGAAUGCAAGGAUCGGUGAAUGGAGAUGCCAUUGGAGAGAUUGAAAUACUGGAUUGCAACGGAACCGAUUUUUGUGUAAAACUGCCUUCACAUGGACAUGUUGGUCGAAAACAUUAUGAAGGGGCUCAGUACAGCUGCGAUUUUGGAACUUGUCAACCUUCUCCAGCUUCAACUAUCACCUGUGAACCUCCUCCAUCUUCAACCAUCACCUCUGAACCUACUCCAUCUUCAACUUUCACCUCUGAACCUCCUCCGGCGUCAACUUUCACCGCUGAACCUACUCCAUCUCUACCUAUCACGUCUGAACCUCCUCCAUCUUUAACUAUUACCUCUGAACCUCCUCCAUCUUUAACUUUCACCGCUGAACCUACUCCAUCUCUACCUUUCACGUCUGAACCUCCUCCAUCUUUAACUAUUACCUCUGAACCUUCUCCAUCUUUAACUAUCACCUCUGAACCUCCUCCAUCUUUGACUAUCACCUCUGAACCUCCUCCAUAUUCAACUAUCACGUUUGAGCCUCCUCCAUCUUCCACCAUCACCUCUGAACCUCCUCCAGCUUCAACUAUCACCUCUGAACCUCCUCCAUCUUCAACCAUCACCUGUGAAUCUUCUCCAGCUUCAAAUAUCACUUCUGAACCUACACCAUCUUCAACUAUCACCUCUGUACCUACCACAGUUUCAACUUUAACCUCUGAACCUCCUCCGGCGUCAAAUUUUACCGCUGAACCUACUCCAUCUCUACCAGAGAUGAGCGGAAGAGAUUUACGGAAAUUUACGGAAGACGUUUUAUCUUCGAAAUGA